AUAUCUCAUCUACUUAUAAAGAUAUCAGAGGUUUACUGGAAGAGAUUGAUGUAACGUCUUCGAAAGACCAGUCCCUUAAACUUUGUUUUAUACAUAUUUAAGUGAUCAAAGCUUUCCCUGUAGGUGGUAAAAAAGCCAAGUAGGCAUUGCCAUCUGCGUAGGAGGGAAAAAAGGCCAUCAAAGAAGAAGGCUCAUCAGAUAGCAGAACCGGUAACAACAGAGGCAUUUUAUGAACUACACCGAUAGUGGGCUGGCCUAUAGCAACAAAAAGGGACACACUCAAACAGGUGCGUCACAUUUCACACGUGAACUCUCGAAAUAUUCCUCUCCUAUCAAAUCAGAAAGAAGAACUGUGAAGAAGAGGCUGCUUUGAGGUCAGUCGUACAGUUAUGAACGAGUCCACAGAUUACGCACAUACUGAUGAUUAUGAUUAUUACGAAAAUGCGGCACCUUGUAACCUGACGCAGUUAAACAAACAGCAAGUGGCCAUCCUGACCUUCAUCUACUCUCUGAUUUGCACGCUCGGCCUGCUGGGCAAUGUUUUGGUCCUGCUGACCUACGCCUUCUACAAGAAAGGAAAAACCAUGACCGAUAUCUACCUGGUUAACGUGGCCAUGGCGGAUCUGCUGUUCGUCAUCGCCCUACCGCUGAUCAUCUACAAUGAACAGCACGACUGGAGCAUGGGCACGUGGGCUUGUAAGUUUCUGAGAGCAGCCUACAGCAUGAACGUGUACAGCAGCACGCUCCUGCUGGCCUGCAUCAGCGGUGACCGCUACAUCGCCAUCGUGAAAGCCCGGAGAUCGGUUCGGAUCCGACACCAAGCUCAGGUUUACAGCCAUCUCAUCUGCUCGGUCGUAUGGACGCUGGCUUUCAUCUUGUCUCUGCCUACGCUUAUAUAUUACAAGGAGGACGAAAAGGAAUGCAUCCUCAGCUUCGAUGAGCACAAGCUCGCCAAGAUCAUGAAGAUCCUGAUUCCGAGCAUGCAGAUGGUCCUCGGGUUCCUGGUGCCGCUGAUGAUCAUGAUCUUCUGCUACUCCUGCACUAUGGUGACUCUGCUCAAAGCACAAAACUUCCAGAAGCACAAGGCAAUCCGCGUGGUCCUGGCCGUGGUCUUCGUGUUCGUCCUGUGCCAUCUGCCUUACAACAUGACGCUUCUGGUCCACACCAGCAAACGCUUCGGUGAGAAGGAAUGCAAGGAAGAACAGCUGACUCUGAUGACUCUGUCCAUUAGCAAGAGCGUGGCCUACCUUCACUGCUGCUUGAAUCCCAUUCUGUACGCCUUCAUCGGGGUUAAAUUCAGGAGCCACUUUUGUCAGAUCUUCAGAGACUUGCGUUGCCUGGGGCAGCGGUACAUUUCAGGACGCUCCUCUCAGCAGACCUCCGAACUGUACGUGUCAACAAACAAACCCGUUGUUGGACAGAUCCACGAGAACCAAUCAUCUUUUUCAAUGUGACAGAACUUUUUGAGCGUUUGUUCUCAAGGAAGCAGUGGGCUGUGGUUCAUUUGGUGCUUGGUUUGCGUUUUAGUUUAACAGAUUACCAAAAUGAAACUGAAACUUUUGGCAAACUGUUUGGUUUCAUAAUAAGGUUCCAUUAAUGCAUUGAGUGACAUCUCAGGUCCAUUAAAUAAUAUUUAUAUAUCUUUUUUUUGUUGUUGGCCAAAUGGCCUCAAUUUACGUUGUUUGUUCAUGUUAACUAAUGUAGUUCAGUCAUGUUAAUCAAUGGAACGCUAUUGUUUUCAAAAAUUGUAAAUAUUUUUGUUUACUGAACGUUGUCCUAUUCAAAUGCUUCUUCACAGUAACUUUAUUGUGGGCCGGCUACUACAGCUCAUACCUGAUUUGCAAGGCAAAUGCAUAUCGGGAAAUACAUAUCAGUCUCAUCAACAGUGUGGUAUUAUACUAUGAGUGUUAAGGUAAACAAUGCAUUCAUUUUGUAAAAGAAAUAAGCGAGUUUUGAGAAGAAAACCAAAACAUUUAAAGAUUAACCAUGUAAAGUCUGAACUAUUAUGCAUUGCAUUAUGUUUUGAUCGUCUAAAUAUCAUCUUACUGGUAAAGAACAACAACUGCUAUAUCAUGUAAAGCAAGUAUCUCAUACUGUUUUAAAGAUCCCAUUAAUUUACAAGUUAAUAAAAAAUGAUGAAAGAGCACUG
Messenger RNA from Puntigrus tetrazona (Sumatra barb), 2149 nucleotides. RefSeq names its product chemokine (C-C motif) receptor 6b (gene ccr6b). The record is from RefSeq and is a predicted model, not a curated record. The coding region runs from base 390 to 1454 and encodes 354 amino acids. Gene Ontology annotation, cellular component: membrane. Gene Ontology annotation, molecular function: G protein-coupled receptor activity. Gene Ontology annotation, biological process: G protein-coupled receptor signaling pathway; immune response. The transcript has 2 exons. NCBI's taxonomy places the organism in Eukaryota, Metazoa, Chordata, Actinopteri, Cypriniformes, Cyprinidae.